Exserohilum turcica Et28A is the source of this 1215-nucleotide messenger RNA. RefSeq lists its product as uncharacterized. The transcript is spliced from 3 exons. NCBI's taxonomy places the organism in Eukaryota, Fungi, Ascomycota, Dothideomycetes, Pleosporales, Pleosporaceae. The coding region runs from base 1 to 1215 and encodes 404 amino acids. Gene Ontology annotation, cellular component: fungal-type vacuole. The record is from RefSeq and is a predicted model, not a curated record. Gene Ontology annotation, biological process: proteolysis. Gene Ontology annotation, molecular function: aspartic-type endopeptidase activity.
AUGGCGGACACCAAAACAGUCUCACUGGCGCUGCUCGCUGCCCUCGCACUUCCUGCUGUUGCAGCCGACCUUCCUGCAGGAGUUGUCGCCGUGCCUUUGGUCCGAGCACAGGCACUUGAUGCAUACUACGCAGAAUUCCAAGUUGGAACGCCGCCGCAGAAGGAGUAUCUCAAGGUCGACACUGGCAGCCCGUUUUAUUCCUUCCUGGACCCGCGCAACCCCAUGUGCACCCAAGCCUCGCAGCCUUGCAGUACUUAUGGCACUUUCAACAACUUGACUUCUUCAACUUGCCACUAUGAAGGUGCCUAUUUUGCGGAUGGCCUGGCCCAACGCGGUUAUGGUGACUUCCUCAACGACACUUUGAUCCUGGGCGGCGUGACCAUGCCAAACAUGUACUUUGGCUACACAUCUGGAUAUUCAACCAUGAGUUACGUCUCGAACCCAACUGCCACCAUUCUCGGCUUGACGUUGAACUGCGCCGUGACUGGUCCACAAUGUACAUGGGCAGGACCGUACCUGUUACCGCAAAUGAAGAAUGCUUCCGUAAUUGAUAUUAUGGCAGCAAGCUUCUAUCUUGGCCUGGAUGAUGCCAACGCCACUAAUGCAAUGAUGCUUCUAGGUGGAGCCUAUGACAAAGCAAAGGUCGACGGCGACUUGUUCACGCUGAACAUGGUGGAUCCACAGAGCAUUUACCUCACUGACAGUCAAACAAACUAUGUGAACGUCACGGCAAUGGAGGUUGUCCUUGACGGUGGUAAUCGCACUUCACAAACCUACGGAGACGAGGGUGUUGGUAUCCCUAUCUUGCUUGAUACCGGUACCGCAUCCUGGUACAUGAGCGAUUCAAUUUUCCAGGCUGUCUACCAAGGACUUGGCGGCCAAGGCAGUGGUGAUAAUUUGAACCGUGUCCAAGUUAUCGACUGCCUGUACCGUGAUCCCAGCCAUUCAAAGAGCUACAUUUCCGUCGAGUUUGGCACUACUGGAAAGGUCCAAAUUCCCCUGUCCAGUCUCGUAUCCAAGUUUGCUGAUGGCACAUGUGGCUCCUUUAUCACACCUCGCGGUGAUAGUGCGAGCACAAUGGGUGAUACAUUUCUUCGUGGCGUAUACACCAUCUUCGACGAAGAGAACUGGACAGUUACAAUGGGUAAUGUGAGGCACACAGCCGAGCAACAAAUCGUACCAUUCCCGAAAGGGGGGUUCAAGGCCAAGGCUUAG